AUGGUUGACUCGUCAAGUCAGCACCACACUAGGAGCACCCAUGGUCCAGAGGACCCUGUUUAUAGCUUCACUUUUUCGCAGAGACAAGCACUUGUUCAAGAGAUAGGCGAAUAUGUUGUUAGUCAAUUGAUGACUACUGAUUUUGUUCAUCGGAUUGGUGAGUAUGCUGCCGAUCGAGUUAUGAGUCGGAUUGGUGACAUGCUAUCACGAUAUACAGAGCCUAUGUCAGAGGAAAGAUGUACAUCGGAUGUUCUGGGUGGACAUGAUAUAAAUGAUGACAAACAUGUGGCCAGUGAUCCUGGUUCCGUGGAGCCACUACAGAACAUCAUAGAAAAAGGUGAUGCUAUAAAUAAUGAGAGACAAAUGGAGGAUGAUCAUUUGGAGCGCGGUCCUACUUCCGUGGAGCCACUAGAGAACAUUAUAGGAAAGAGUGAUGAUGCAAAUGAUAGGAGACAUAUCUCGGAUGAUCAUUUGGAGCAUGGACCUACUUCCAUGGAUGAAUUUGGUGGAUUUCAUUUGGUAUCUCAAUGGACACAACCAACCGAGACUUCCCAGUUAGAUGAUACUCCGGUUGAUGCAGAUGUUGUCAAACAGGAUGGAAAUCACACAAUUCCUCCGAAACUUGAUUUCACCAAAGUUAGGAGAAGGGUUCCAUCUGCAGCAUUACGCAGUCCAUUUCGCCAAAUGGAUAAAAGAGGAGAAAAUUAUGAUAGAUUUAUGCGAUUGAAGAAGCCCUCCAAAAGGAACAUAGGGAUAGGAUAUGGUGUCACUAAAGAGUGGUUUAGGGAUACAAAUGAACGUGUGCAGUUGGAUAUUUCCAUGAUUGAUGCAUAUCAUUCCAUUUUGUAUUGCAAACCCGAACAAGUAGGUCUUCGUAAAGUUGAUCCAAAGACAACUAUCACAUCGACCACUUUCAUGUCGGUUGUUAGUCAAACUUGGAAGAAGUAUCAUCCAUCUGAGAAAACAACUGAAAAUGAUCCGAAAGUGGAAGGAGAAAUAGAAAGUGAGGACCUAUUUGAGCUUGCCAAGUUUGUCAAUGGAGAACUUCCAAAUUGGGGAGUAAGUAGACCUUGGUUUGAAUGUGAUAAGGUUCUCAUGGUUGCAAAUAUAUCUUCUCAUUGGGUUACUUGCACUAUCAACUUCCUGGAACGUUAUAUCCUCAUUUAUGAUUCACUGCAACAUACAUUUGAGGAUGAUGAUCUUGAGCAAAGGCGGGUGUUUUUUACACCAUUGUGUGUACUGUUGCCGCUUGUGUUGCAUUAUAGUGAUUUCUACAGUGCUAGGACUGAUAUGGUGGCUGACAUGAGUCCAUGGAGUAUCAAAUUUCCAGAAGAGGGCAAUUUAUACAUGCAGAAUGACAACAACAAUUGUGGUGUAUAUGCUCUAAAGUAUGCCGAAGCCAUUCUUACCGGUAAGUUUGAAGACUCUUUUGAAAAGAAAGAAUUGAAGGCUUUCAGGAAAACUAUGGCAAGAAACUUAUUCGAGUUUAGCACUGAUGAGUCCACCAUUGACACUAUCACUACUUGUUUAUGAUUAUUUUUUCUUUUGUUGGAACUAUUAGUCUCGUUUUUUGCAUUGUUCAUCGACACUGUGUAUGGGUAUUUUGAAAAUAUUUUUAAAUUUAUGUGAAUG
This is a messenger RNA of Salvia miltiorrhiza (redroot sage), 1632 nucleotides long. RefSeq lists its product as uncharacterized. Gene Ontology annotation, cellular component: nucleus. Gene Ontology annotation, biological process: protein desumoylation. Gene Ontology annotation, molecular function: deSUMOylase activity. Bases 1 to 1533 code for a protein of 510 amino acids. NCBI's taxonomy places the organism in Eukaryota, Viridiplantae, Streptophyta, Magnoliopsida, Lamiales, Lamiaceae. The record is from RefSeq and is a predicted model, not a curated record. The transcript is spliced from 7 exons.